This is a messenger RNA of Candidozyma auris, 1014 nucleotides long. RefSeq lists its product as uncharacterized. The record is from RefSeq and is a predicted model, not a curated record. NCBI's taxonomy places the organism in Eukaryota, Fungi, Ascomycota, Pichiomycetes, Serinales, Metschnikowiaceae. The transcript has a single exon. The coding region runs from base 1 to 1014 and encodes 337 amino acids.
AUGGUGCUCGCGAAUUUUGCAACCAUUUGUGUCAUUCCGGCUCAGCACCACCUUUUGGAAGACUCACUCAUGAAACCAUCGAAAUUGUUGGUCGCUUUGGUCUCGUGUCUAGGCGUGACGCUGGCUAUCCCUUCAAGGCUUGCCCACAUCAUCGACUCCAACCUGACCGGAGCAUCCAACAUCUCCAAUCCUCUAAGUGGGGUUCUCCCAGUUGACUCUGUUUCCAGUCACCUUUCAGAAACCUCAAGGCUUUUGGGGUACUUAGUGGAACCCGUGUUCCAGAAAGCGCAACAAUUGAAGCGACCAUUAGACUUGAAUACUUGGAUCCAACUCUAUCACGAUAUGUCUUCGCAGCAGAAGGUAACGCUGGCGAAGAACACUGUGAAGAAGAAGUUUGUGUCGGCCUCGAGGCCAAAGCUGAAGGAGGAAGUCAGGGCCCACGUUGAGAAGUCGAACAAUCUGCUGACUGCUGCUUCUCAGAAGGAAGUUUCCGAAAAGGCCCUCGAGGUGACAUUGAGCAGUUUAUUGAGAAAGAUUUUGGGGAAGCAGAAGGAUUACGAGCUGGACUUUGAAGAGAAUGAUGAAGCGAAAGACGAUUACGAGACACCGCCAAAUACCGACACUGAUCAUGUUUUCGACAUUGAGGGCGAGUCUGAGGGGGAGAGCGAGUCUGAAUGGGAGAGCGAGUGUGACGAGAACGAAACUGAGGAGGAGAUCGAGUACGGAAGCUACCUGAGAAAGAAGCCACACAGGAGCGAAAACACAACGUCCCCGGGUAAUGUGACCGAUUCUAUUCAAGUGAACUUGAAAAAUGCCACGACUGCGCUGGAUGUCUUCCAACCGAGUUACAACCACUCCCCAGGGCUCUCGAACCUUUCAAACGACUCGGGUCGCUCGAAUUCCAGUAAUACCAACGUAGAGGAGUAUGGAAAAGAGGUCAAUGGCGCUACAAGACUCUACAAUGCAAACUUUGCAAGCUCUGUUCUAGCAGCAUUGUUGAUCGCGCUUAUAUAG